AUGCUGAGAACACAGGUCACAGAGACAGUCGAGUUCCGAUUCAGGGGCCAGGUAAGGCUGCAUAUCGCAUGCCUGGCUCUGCAAAGUAUCUGGCUAACCAUCACAGGCGAUGGUAAGAUCAAGGGAGCGCUGAACUCGUACUCCUUGGACGCAAUCAUCGUGUCAUCCAGAGGACCGGCAAACUAUUUUGCAGCUUGCGGUGGUCUCCCGCAGAUUACAGUCCCACUGGACUAUCAAACUGCAAGUCUGGAUUUGGAAUACAACAAUGCUUAUGGGAUUUCAGACAUCGGAGACGUCUUGUCGGAGCUUAUCCUGCUGAGGAUCGGCGUUGUUCUUGAGAACAUCACACGCGCGAGGGACGAAGCAGAUGCCAGGCGCCUCGUGUGA
Molecule: messenger RNA, 387 nt
Organism: Diaporthe amygdali
Lineage: Eukaryota; Fungi; Ascomycota; Sordariomycetes; Diaporthales; Diaporthaceae
Product: amidase
Exons: 3
Coding region: 1-387 (128 amino acids)
Source: RefSeq, a predicted model, not a curated record